Messenger RNA from Phyllotreta striolata, 1478 nucleotides. The record is from the annotation of a GenBank genome assembly. NCBI's taxonomy places the organism in Eukaryota, Metazoa, Arthropoda, Insecta, Coleoptera, Chrysomelidae.
UUUUGGUUAAGCUUUUAUUGAUGAUAAAAUUUGUUGCUCAUUUUAGUGGUAUUUUGAAUAGUGAAUAGUGAAGCUAAUUGUUGAACGUACUUUUUUAGGCAUCACAAUUCAUAAAUGACAGGUUGUGUUUGACAUAUGACAAAUGUAAAAGUUGCCAAAUUUAGGAAACGGGAAAUGUUCAUGUUUUUCGCAAAAUAAAUAAUAUUGAACAAGACUUCUGAAUAUAAUGACAAAGGAGGUGAAAAAACUGUAAUAUUUUUACUUUGCUCAAGUUGAAAUCGUUUUCCUUACACAAUCACGGAAAUCUUUAAAAACAUGCCAGCAGCUACUUUGGGUAGCAAUUUACAUCCUAACAAUGAAGACUGCGGCAUUCGGGACGUUUGGGCUCACAAUUUGGAAGAUGAAUUCCGAACUAUAAGACAAAUAGUGCAGAAAUACCAAUAUGUCGCAAUGGACACUGAAUUUCCCGGCGUCGUGGCCCGACCCAUAGGAGAAUUUCGAAGCUCCGCCGAUUAUCAAUACCAAAUGUUGAGGUGCAACGUAGACUUACUGAGAAUUAUCCAACUAGGUUUAACGUUCUUAGACGAUAAUGGCAAAACACCAGGAGGAGUUUACACUACCUGGCAGUUCAAUUUUAAAUUCAACCUUCAAGAAGACAUGUACGCACAAGAUAGCAUCGAUUUACUGCAAAAUUCCGGGAUACAAUUCAAGAAGCACGAAGACGAAGGUAUCGAACCGUUAGAAUUUGCCGAACUACUAAUGUCCUCCGGGAUCGUUCUAAUGGAAAAUAUCAAAUGGCUGUCGUUUCAUUCCGGCUACGAUUUUGGCUAUUUAAUAAAGUUACUCACCGACAACAAUCUACCGCAAGAUGAAAAUGAAUUUUUCGAUCUGCUGAAAUUGUAUUUUCCCACCAUAUACGACGUAAAGUAUUUAAUGAAAUCGUGUAAAAAUUUAAAAGGUGGCCUUCAAGAAGUUGCGGAACAGUUAGAAUUGGAGAGGAUCGGGCCUCAACAUCAAGCCGGAUCCGACUCGCUGUUGACCGGAAUGGCCUUUUUCAAAAUGAAAGAAAUGUUUUUUGAGGAUACUAUUGACGAUUCGAAGUUCUCGGGCCAUCUUUACGGGCUCGGAACAUCUUUCACUGUUAAUGGUACAACUAACAAUUACGGAAACGAUAACGGCGACACCACAAACUCCUCAUGAAACCAGUUUAAAGUCUGUCUCUUAAAAGUAAGAAUAAGGCGGAAAAAUUUAAUGUGAACCAUUUUCUUAAAGCAGAAAAUAUAAGGAUACAUAUUGGACUAUGUUGUCGUGAUAGAUUUUAGGUUUUUUAUGUUUUAAAAUAAGGUCCUAAACUCACACCGUUUUGAAAAAUUAAAUCUAGUUAUUUAAUAAAAGUGAUUUUUUUAUUGUAGUGUACUUUUAAAUACAGAUGAAGUAUGUACAGGGUGUCCCGCUUAAGAACCGACACAGGGAUAAGA